Molecule: messenger RNA, 5585 nt
Organism: Monodelphis domestica (gray short-tailed opossum)
Lineage: Eukaryota; Metazoa; Chordata; Mammalia; Didelphimorphia; Didelphidae
Gene: PRKAB2
Product: protein kinase AMP-activated non-catalytic subunit beta 2
Biological process (GO): signal transduction
Cellular component (GO): nucleotide-activated protein kinase complex; nucleus; cytoplasm
Molecular function (GO): protein kinase binding
Source: RefSeq, a predicted model, not a curated record
CUUUCUGCCCUCCCUCUCCCCUCCCACUGGGAGGAGAGCGCUCCGCUGCUGAGCCGAUAGGGACUGCAUCCUCGGCGGUGGGGGCGGAUGUCCUGGGGAAUUCUCGGAGAGCAGUAGGAGGAAGGCUGGGGAUCCCGGUCUCCUGCUCGCCGUCUUCCCCAGAGAAGGAGGAGGCGGCGACCUGAAGAACCCCGGGGAGGGGCAGCGGCGGCUGGGGAGGAGGAGGAGGAGAACAACACGCGCGACCCCCCGCUGAGGAUCCCCCCCUGCUGAUCCGCCAUGGGUAAUACCACCAGCGAGCGGGUGCCUGGGGAGCGGCACGGCUCCAAGUCCCAUCGAGCCGAUGGCGCGGGUGGGCAGCCGCACGGCAAGGAGCAUCCGCACAAGAUCAUGGUGGGCAGCACGGACGACCCGAGCGUCUUCAGCGUGCCCGACUCCAAGCUCUCUGGAGACAAAGAGUUUGUGUCAUGGCAGCAGGAUUUGGAGGACUCUGUGAAGCCAAUGCAACAAGCCCGUCCCACAGUCAUCCGAUGGUCUGAGGGAGGCAAGGAAGUCUUCAUCUCUGGUUCCUUCAACAAUUGGAGUGCCAAAAUUCCACUCAUUAAGAGCCACAAUGAUUUUGUUGCCAUUUUGGACCUCCCUGAGGGUGAGCACCAGUACAAGUUUUUCGUGGAUGGCCAGUGGGUCCAUGAUCCAUCAGAGCCUGUUGUUACCAGCCAGCUUGGCACUAUUAACAACCUGAUCCACGUCAAAAAGUCUGAUUUUGAGGUAUUUGAUGCUUUGAAGUUAGAUUCUAUGGAGAGUUCAGAGACUUCAUGCCGAGACCUGUCCAGCUCUCCUCCGGGGCUUUACGGUCAGGAAAUGUAUGUCUUUCGAUCAGAGGAGCGCUUUAAAUCCCCGCCCAUCCUCCCUCCUCACCUCCUCCAGGUGAUUCUCAACAAGGACACCAAUAUUUCGUGUGACCCGGCCCUGCUCCCUGAACCCAACCACGUCAUGCUCAAUCACUUGUACGCGCUGUCCAUCAAGGACAGCGUGAUGGUCCUCAGCGCCACACAUCGCUACAAGAAGAAGUACGUCACGACGCUGCUGUACAAGCCCAUCUGAAGGGCCCUGCCACGCCGCCCCGCACACGGGGACUGAAUCCCAGGCUUGGCUUAGAAUCCAGACCUGUCUGGAGCUCGGAGGCCGGCCUCUGGGAUUCGGAGCCUCCUCUGAACGGGCCCUCGUGUUCCCGCAUCGGACCGCAGCAGAGCCUGGCGAGUCGUGUGUGGUUAUUUUUUAAGAGAAAAGUGUGGACUCGUGUGCGUAUGUAUCAUAGAGACAGGAUCUCCGGGCGACAGAACCCGGCUGCUGCCCCGUCUUUCUGCAGCAAGGCCUGUGGGGGCCUUGCGAAGGCCGGGGGAGCAGAAGUGACACUGCUUAGCGCCAUUUCCCCGACCUCCGUGGGACGCUUCAUGGGCAGGACCGCGGUCUGGCACAGAGCCCCAUCCCAGGAGCUUGCGCUCCUGCGGGAUCCCUUUCAUCUCUGUGGAAGCUGGCCUCGAUUAAGUGGACGUUUCCUAGAGGUGCCCAGAGGGAGGCUCCCCCCACGCCGCCCUCUAUCCUUCCCAGGCCCUUCCCCAGCUCCUGUCCAGAAGCAGCCGUUCCCUUUGGACCCUGUGCUGGGUGUGGUGAGGCUUCUACCAAUGGCGCGGCUCCCUUAGCCGCCCCAUCACCAGAAAGACUCACCUCCCGAAGACUCCCCUUUUGGCCGGCCCUCCGCUAUGAAAAAAUGCCACCGCGCACGUGUGCAUAUGUGUGUGUGUGUGUGUGUGUGUGUGUGUAACACAUGUUCUAUGUAUAGAGAGUGGAUGGUGUGGUGUGAUGAUAAUUAACAUUUCUGAGGCGCUUUGAAGUUUACAGAGCAUGUUACAUACCUGAUCCCUUUGAACCCUAAUAACUCUAAGGUACAAUGGAAGUUAUUUUUCUCAUUUUGAAGAGGAGGAAACUGAGUCUAAGAGUAAUUAAGUGGCUUGCCCCAUGGUCACAAAGCUAAUAAGGAUCAAAAGUGGGAUUUGAACCCACAUCUUCCUAAUCCUUCCAUCCACCCUUCUGACCCACUCUUGACAUGUUGCUCUGGAAGUUCAUUCUGGCUUCUGUGGGUAGAGAAGGGAAUUCCCCUUCCCCCCUCCCCAAGACUCUUGACUUGAAGCUAAGAAACAAGAUGGCGCCCCUGGUUCCUCAGAUCAUCUAAGCCUGCACUGAACUUUUUUCUUUUAAACUCUGGCCUUCUAUCUUAGAAUUGAUAUUAAGUUUUUUGUUUGUUUUUUAAACCCUUACCUUCCGUCUUGGAGUCAAUACUGUGUAUUGGUUCCGAGGCAGAAGAUUGGUAAGGCCUAGGUAAUGGGGGUCAAGUGACUUGCCCAGGGUCACACAGCUGGGAAGUGUCUGAGGCCAGAUUUGAACCUAGGACCUCCAGUCUCUAGGCCUGACUCUCAAUCCACUGAGCUACCCCCUUGAUAUUAAGUAUUGAUGCUAAGGCAGAAGAGUGGUAAAGGUCAGACCAUUGGGGUUAAGUGGCUUGCCCAGGGUCACACAUCCAGGAAGUGUUUGAAGCCACAUUUGAACCCAGAUCCUCUCAACUCCGGUACUGAACUCUUUAUAAGAUUUCUUUUUUGUUCCAUAUAAUUUUAAAAGUAACUUGACUUUGGCUUAGCAGAAAUCAUGGAGCCAAAUUGAUCGCUAGUGUUGAGGAUUAUAAUUUGGUAAAUAUUCAUAAUCCUUCCUUAUUUACAGAUUAAAUGCAGGUCAUAUAUCCAGAACUGGCUAACCCUAUUACUGGCUCAGGGGCUCCCAGACUGCUUAAGAUGGAUUCCGCCACCCUUACAGGAUACCAGCAGGUCCCCUUGGCUACCUCCUGCUUGUCCUAAGCUGAGAUUGGAAAAGAACUGUUGUCCUGGGUGGGUGCCCCGAUGGUCCUCAGUAUCCUGGCCAGGCACCAUCUUAGCUUGAUGGGGCAGGGGACAGGGAUGCCCCCGGAAUGGGGGGAAUGAAUGAAAGUCAUUAAGGACCCCCCCUAACCAUGGAGCUUCAUUUAUGCUGCUUUGGACACUGGAAAACCUCCCCCUUUGCCCCAGAAAUCUUGCAUGGAGAACCUUCUUUGGGCCCAGAUACCCAUUGCCCUGCGUGGUGGCAGUGGUGGUGUUUUAAAUAGGCCAACUCGCCCUGCACGUUCAAAUUUUGUUUGAUAAAAUAUUACAUAAAUUGAGUGAAUCACAGGUAGAGACUCGGGUCUUUUUGUGACACGUCGAGGCCUCGUGCAGGGUUAUUUGUUGUGACAGGAUUGAACCAAGUUGUUGUCUCUGAUGAUCUCUAGUCAUGCCCUGACAUUUUCAUCCCAUACACGGCCCUGUGGUAGUGGGGUUAGGCGGGGAAGGGAAUGCUCAUGUCUCCUCAGGCCAGAGCCCCAGGGUUGUGGCAGCCGUCUGUCACGGGUGAUGCCUGGAGGACCAGGCCUUGGGCAAGUCUCAGCCAGAAGACGAAGGGAGCCAGCUCAUUGCGGUGGCUUUGGUGGGGAGGGUGAGGGAUGACCUGUUCCAGGCCUCGCUCCCUUCUCCACUCGACCUAAUCUGAGAAGCCCCCACAGAAAUCGUUUUGGCUGUCUGGGAGGAAGGGGUGAUUUUGGAAGCUUUUACAGGGGUUUAAGUGAUCACUUUAUCUUCUGCUUUAGACAUUGGGGUGAAAGUUCAGAAAGGAGGGCAAAGGCAGGCAAGCUUCCUUUCACUUUUCUAAUUCUCAGGACUGAGGGAAAGCUGGCACGUUAGCAGAAUGGAUUGUCCUUGAAGGAGGAAGGACGCUGUAAAAGGACCUCAACAAGGUGUACAAGAGUGGGGGAAAGGAGGAGGGAGAGAGUGUUUGCCUCAUCCUCCUAAGGGCACAGAAAACUGUGGCCCAGCUUAGAAACCUGGCCUUCCGUCUGAAAAUCAAGCGGGUGAUCCUCUCCCAUUGUGUGGGCAUUCAAUUGGGGGUCCCUACAGAUACUCCUCUCCUAAGGACAUGGUCACUCAAUUCCAGCAUCACUGGAAACAGACUUUUAAUUUUAAGCCAUAAGGCCAGCAGGCAAGACAAGUAGAGGGUUGUGUGGAGUUUGAUGAAACGUGAUGGGCCUCUAUGGCCGCAUCCAGCCCAGGGACACCAAGACAGGAAGUGGGUUCUAUUCUCCACUAUGGAAAGAAGUUAGACGUUUCCAGAUGAAAACUUGGGAAAGAGGCCUGCUUCUUAGGGCCUGGUUAUUCUCUCGACUCCUCGUCAUUCCCAGAUUUCCUCCUUGGAGACUCGUUUACCAUGAAGCAGUGGUAACUAACACCCAUUUCUUACUUCAUGCUGCUGCCGAGUUGAGAUUUGCCUUUGGAAAGGGUUUGGGGAAUGAAAUGAAUACGUUCAUCGAGGAAGCCCCUUGUGGCCAUCUUUUCCUUGGGGAAAUGAUAGCUGAAAUGACGUUCAAUGGCAUGGGUCUUUAUGAAGUGUGCCGUGUUCUAGCACAUUCUCUGAAUCUAUCUUCAGGGGCCUGACUGGACAAAAACCAGGUAUCUGAGUCUGAGGAGGUCAUUGGUCCCUCGUUUAUUCUUAUUUCUAUCUUGAGAGCCAAGUCCCUGCCAUUGUUUAUCAGCUGCUACUGACUAGUUAUUCACAGUAUCAAAAUAGCAUGUGUUGAUGGGUCAGAGCAGACAGUUACACAAUUCAAGGCUGCAAGGGACGGAUCCUCUAAGACAAGAGACCUUUUGGAGCCCAAAGUCCUCGGGGAGUCCUGAAAGAGCUUCCAGAACUCUGAUUUGGGCCUUCAGACCUGAGCAGCCCCUUUUAAAUGUUUUAUAAGUUGAACUGAAUUCAGUAGCUGUCCUAGUUUGCUGCCCGAGAUGGAGGAGAUGUUAUUUUCUGACAAGGUUUUGUUUCACUUGGAGAUCUUCCCUUUAGUCCGAUGGCCAAAUCUUAAGUUCCAUUUUCAUUUCUCUGACAUUAAGUGGUAUCACUGUACCCCAAAGAACCCUGGCUAACAUAGAGGUAUUCCUAGGAAUGAAAGCUGAGACAAGUGCUGAACAGUCAAUUCUGUUUAUCUCCAAAAGGAUAACUCGUGAAGGGCAGUUACAUUGAGUGUUAAGUCUACAUGUUCUUGCUUCCUCUCAGCAGGCACUUGGCCUGACUGGUAUGUUGUUUCAGAGUGCCCAAAGCAGGAAUGCUGGUCUUUGGAAUGGUCAUGAUCUUUGCCUGGGCCCUUGAAAAGGGCUCAUUACAUUUUCUGAGAGCAGGAGGCUAACUGAUGUGUUGGAAUGUUUUGAAUGAAGGCAGUGUCAUGUCUUACACAUUCUGGGCGGGGGGAAGGGGCAAACCUGUCGUAGAUGGGAUGACCCCUCCUUUAACUGGUGCUUUUUGUCCCUUAAUAUUGCCAAGGAAUAGAGUUCACCUUGAAUAUUCCUCAAGAUGUGCUGUUCAAGGAAGAGCUCGGUUUUCCCUGAUGCUAACCCUGGAUGCAUUGUGUGAUAUCUUUAGUACACAUUAUUCCUUUUCCCCUGAAUGUAACUCUUAAAUAAAAUGAUUGUACAACAUAA